CCCUCCGUGGCGCCGAUCAACGAACUGUCCUUUCUACUCUUAUAUAUUUCUGAACGCCUGGUACUCGAAGCUGCGCACGCGCAGUGAUGCCGCUAAAUCGCGCGCAGCCGAAAAAGGAUCAUGCCUCUUCUUUAUCUUUAGAACAAAAUCUUACUGAUACCGCCUUGGACCAAACCAGUAAUGAAACUAUUUGUAGUACACCAAAAUUCACUAUACGCAAUCUGAAAAGGAGACGUUCUGAGUCCGAUAGCGAUGUUAAGAACUUCAUUUCGGAGAUGAGACUAAUGUUUCAGGAAUUACAAGCUAAGCAAUCUGAAACCAUCGAAAAAUUGUGUUCCACAGUUGAUGAUCUUCGCUCUUCGGUCGAAUUUUUGGCUGAGAAAUACGACUUGCUUGCUUCCAAGUAUGAAAAAUUGGAAACGGACCGUAAGGAAGAUCUUAACCAUAUAAAAAUGUUGGAGGAUGCCCUAGAAAGAACAGAAAAGUCCUCAAGGGCUACUUGCCUAGAAAUAAGAAAUAUACCGACACAGAGCGCAGAGUCGAAAAAUAACCUAUUAAACACAGUAAUCAACACUGGCAAGGCCCUUAAUUUAGAUAUCCAGCCACACGAGAUUAAAGACGUUUUCCGUAUUAAAACCAAAACCCUAGACAGAAAAACCAUAAUUGUCGAUUUAACAAGCGUCAUAUUGAAAGAAAAGAUUAUAAGCGCGGUCCGCAGGUUCAACAAGGGACAGAAUAAAUUAACGACUGAACAUCUAAAAAUCCAAGGGCCCGCCAAGCCUGUUUUCAUCUCGGAAAACUUGACGACGAAAAUGAAGAGAGUGUUCUUUUUAGCUCGUGAUUAUGCCAAAACUAAUGAUUUCAAGUUCUGCUGGGUGUCGCACGGCAGGAUUUACUUACGGAAAAGAGAGGGUGGUCCGCUUAUUCAAAUCUCUGGCGAAUCCGACUUAUCUGACCUUAAGAAUCAAAAGUGACUAGACUUUCAAACAGUAACCCAGCAUCUUGGAAUCAUUGGCUUCGAAUUUGAGAAUAUUUCUUUUAUAAUUAACUUUUAUAAGGCUUUCUAUUGUAUCUUUGUGCUUUUCAUUACCAUAGUUAUUUCACACACUUUUUACACAUACACUUCAUACGCACUACUCGUCUUUUACACGACAUUUAUGCAGCAACCAUCCAUAAAGUUUUUCGCCUCUUCUACUCUCAAUUUUUGUUUGUUAUUUACAGUAACAAUGUUAAUAAGCAAAAGACCGUUUCUAGAGUAUCCACGGAGCCCUAUU
Messenger RNA from Pararge aegeria (speckled wood butterfly), 1274 nucleotides. RefSeq lists its product as uncharacterized. Bases 87 to 974 code for a protein of 295 amino acids. The transcript has a single exon. NCBI's taxonomy places the organism in Eukaryota, Metazoa, Arthropoda, Insecta, Lepidoptera, Nymphalidae. The record is from RefSeq and is a predicted model, not a curated record.